Molecule: messenger RNA, 2238 nt
Organism: Exophiala mesophila
Lineage: Eukaryota; Fungi; Ascomycota; Eurotiomycetes; Chaetothyriales; Herpotrichiellaceae
Exons: 2
Coding region: 157-2181 (674 amino acids)
Biological process (GO): spindle pole body localization; nuclear pore organization
Cellular component (GO): spindle pole body; nuclear pore transmembrane ring
Molecular function (GO): spindle pole body-nuclear membrane anchor activity
Source: RefSeq, a predicted model, not a curated record
UUACAUACCACCACAUCUGAAUAACGAGUCUCUACCACGCCAUCAUCGUCCAAUACUCGCCGCAAUAUCACUUUUUUACGUCCCUCCGCCCUCCUCCAAUUGAUGGUUGAGACCUGGACAUGAUCUCUUCCCCGAAAAACCGUUGACACCACCGCCAUGGCCACUCCUACUCCGCCCUCCCCACGUUCAUAUAGACGCUAUCUUACAUCUGCACUACACACGAGAUUUGUCCAUGCCGCUCUAUUCUCCUUUGGGAUCGCCCUUCAUAAUGUUUUCUGGAUAGGCGGGGAACGAGAUCUUAUAUGGUCCUGGCUCCCUGUCGGUCCUGCUGGGAUUAAAGCACUGGUCUUCUCCCUGUCCAGCUUCCUCAUCUUCGUGCUCCAGAUAGCAACGCUCGCCAUUGGCUCUCAGACCACUGCCUCUCACUUCUCCACCUUCAGAAAGAACUCCUUGAGUUUCGCCGCAGUUCAGACCUAUGGCUGGUACCUUGCCUCUGCCUGGUGGUUCUCCGAGGCCUAUAUUUGGUCCUCCCCAGACUUAUCCUGGGUCACAAAGAAUCAUCAUGGUCCUUUAGACCGGCUCAACGAACGCCCGAUCUUCUUCCGUUUCUACGCUAGCGUCCUGGCACUAUGCGCUGCAACUCUUCACCUCUACCAGCACCGCUCAACUUUGCACUUCCCAAUUUCUAAAUUGCCCUCGACGCCAAAAGCUGACGAGUAUCAUAAAUCCACACAUGUCCUCGACCCAGUCCAAUCCCAGAUAUGGCGCAAAGUCAUUCCAUUCACCUUGGAGAGUGCCAGCGUUGUGGCCGUUUCCCUCAUCCUCAGCCCCUUCAUCUACAACUACUUCUUUCGUGGCCUGUUCUGGUCCGGCCAUUUAUUCUUUGCAAAGCUUUACUUCAAUAUUUCCAGGGCAGACGAGACAUACUCGGGAUAUCCUCCCUUGGGAAAAUUCUUGCUACAUAGUGGAGGUGCCGGCUUUCUGCUGAUGAUGACCUGGCAGUUAUCAACUUUCCUAUUCUUGACCUCGAUGGCUCAAGAACCCACAAAGUCGGGAUACCCUUUGUCUAGAUCCAGUAAGGAUCCUAAUGGAACCUUGUUGAGUGGGCUAAAGGCAAAAAGAGAUGUUGUCAAGACUUUUGCGUACUGGGAACUGGCUAUUAUUGCCCAGAAGCACAAGGAUCGGAGGCAAGCAAUCUUUGAGGAUAUCGAACGGCCAACUGGCCCGAUGUGGACACAAAUGCAACAGCCAGGAUUGAGAAUCCUUCAAAAUAUUGUCACUCGUAUCGACGACUCGCUGCGGACAGCUGCAGCAGCACAAACACCGGCACGAGCGGGUACCCUGCCGCGCAUAGUCGGUGAAGCAUCGGCCCCCUCAAUAUACGCGCCGACGCCACGAGCUAGUUUGCGGGAGUACCUGGUCUCGAAUACACUUCGCGAUUUCGGCUCCAGUCAAAAGCCCUUUCGCCCACCUGUCAAAGAGAUCGCCGAUGCCGUGGGCAAAUCGUCCUUCAGUGCCCUAUUACGACAGUGGCUAUUCGAGCCUUCUUCAAGUUGUAUAGCGUGGCUGUUCAGUUCAACUAGAGCGGCAAAGAUCAAUGCCCUUGUUCUGGGUACUCCAAAUGGCAACGCUGCCUUGCUUGUGGAUAUUAUUGAAUCCAUAACGAAAAUGCUAGUGGCGAGUCUCGGAGAAGACACGUAUGGCAGGGCAACUCCGACGGUUCCUGAGACUGUGACUGUAUUCACCAAGACAUUGACAGCAAUUGAGGAUUUGAUGAGCGUGAACCAAGGUUACACAGAGGGGGAAAUUGAGGAAGUCGAAAUUGUGGUCCAGCGACUUAGAGGUGGGUUGAGGGAACUGCUGGCGGCCUUUCAGCUUUAUUUGAUCGAUGUGGGCUUGGGAAUUGCGGAAUUAAACCAAGCAAAGAGAGCGAUCGAGGAGCCAAAAUCCAAUGGGUUGAACGGUUCCUCGGGAAUGCCUCUCCUCAAAGAGUCACAACAGGAGGAACGCUCUCGUAAAGCGCAGACUCAACAACGACAACAGCGAGAGCCAGCCAAAAGAGCAGAACAAGAACAAGCCAAGGGACACUCAAAUGAUGUACUACCAAGCUCAGGUAGCUUUGGAAGGACAAAUUCCAAUAGGCGUCUCUUUCCAAGACGAGAGAUGCAAGAAGUUAGAUAACGAUGGUAACGACAUUCAUCAUUCAUCAAUCAUUACAAAAUUGCACCUGAGAGAUGU